Molecule: messenger RNA, 2304 nt
Organism: Nicotiana attenuata
Lineage: Eukaryota; Viridiplantae; Streptophyta; Magnoliopsida; Solanales; Solanaceae
Product: probable inactive receptor kinase At2g26730
Exons: 2
Coding region: 249-2114 (621 amino acids)
Biological process (GO): protein phosphorylation
Molecular function (GO): protein kinase activity; protein binding; ATP binding
Source: RefSeq, a predicted model, not a curated record
UUCAAUAUUUUAAACACUUCUUCUCCUUCUGUUGCCAAUUUUCAUUAGGUCAUCUGUUUUUUGUUAUGAUCGAGUCUGCACUAUAUUGACCAUGUCUUUGCAGAAUCAGCCAACUGGCCUGUUUAGCAUUAGCUAGACCCUAUUCAUACUUUUUUAGCAAAAUGCCAAUUACCAAUCAUUUCAUCAUUACAUACUGAAGAAGUAGAAGCUAAAAGAGAUUUCAGCUUUUUUAGUCCCUUCCACCUGAAAUGAUUCCAGUUACAAAAUGGGUAAUCUUGAGCGUAUUCUUUCACAUGUUAUUAGUACUGUCAAAUUCAGAGACUUUCGAUGUGAGGCAAGCACUGGUCAAGUUCAUGAACGAGAUUUCUCUUGGAAACAUCUCAAAAGAUGUAAACUUUGGAUGGAAUUUAUCAUCUGAUCCUUGUACAAACAAAUGGGAGGGGAUAACUUGUGAUUCAGGAAUGCAACAUGUGAAACAUAUCAUUCUUGAUCAGAAAAAUCUCACUGGAAUUCUUGAUGCUGCUUCUGUCUGUGAGGCAACUUCCCUUACUGUACUAAGCUUGAAUGAGAACGAAAUUAUUGGAAUUUUACCCCAGGAAAUAUCGAACUGCAGGCGUCUCACACACUUGUAUUUGCAUAGGAACAAAUUCUCAAGCAAUUUACCAAGCUCUCUUUCGCGAUUGAAUAAUUUGAAAAGGCUUGUUGUUUCAGACAAUGCCUUCUCAGGGCAGCUACCUGAUAUGUCAAGAAUCUCAGGGUUGCUAACUUUUUUGGCCGAAAGAAACCAGCUAACAGGGCAAAUACCAAGAUUUGAUUUUUCCAAUCUUGUAGAAUUCAAUGUCUCCUACAAUAAUUUAACUGGUCCAGUUCCUGAUGUCAAGGACCAUUUUGAUUCCAACAGUUUUUUGGGUAAUCCUGGAUUAUGUGGAGUGCCAUUGUCAAACACAUGUCCGCCAUCGCCACCUCCACCUCCUCCUUCAGUUGCUAAGAAGAAAAAAUUAUCAUACCUUAUCUAUCUCGGCUAUGCUAUUCUUGGAUUGAUUAUCAUAUUUCUACUUGCAUUAAAGCUUUUUAAGUGCAUACGGAAGAAAAAGAGCAAGAGUGCUCUAAAAGAUCAGAACAAGAACACUAGCUCUGGUGAGUCAAAGGCUCCUGGAAACAGGUCAGAAUAUUCAAUAACAUCUCCAGAAAACUCAAUGUUCUCAGCAUCUUUUGAAAUCCUUUCUAGUCCUAUGGCUAACAAAUUGGGAUUCGAGGAUUUGCUUCGAGCUCCUGCUGAACUGAUCGGAAAAGGAAAACAUGGAAGUGUUUACAAGGUAAAAGCUGAUGGAGGAGUAACAUUGGUAGUAAAGAGGAUAAGGGGAUGGAAUAUUUCGAAAGAUGAUUUUAAGAAGAGGAUGCAUAGAAUACAUAGAAUGAAGCAUCCUCGUGUGUUGCCCCUUAUUGCUUUCUACAGUUCAAAGCAAGAGAAGCUAAUAGUUUACAAGUACCAACAUAAUGGCAAUCUCUUCAAGCAUCUCCAUUCAUCUCAGGGCAGCCAAACUUUCGACUGGGCAAGCAGACUAGGCAUUGCAGCCACUGUAGCAGAGGCUUUAGCUUUCAUGCAUGAAGGCCUUCAGAAUGAUGAUAUUCCUCAUGGAAACUUGAAAUCCACCAAUAUUUUGCUGAACGAAGACAUGGAAGCCUGUAUCAGCGAGUAUGGUCUAAUGGUCAACAAUCAAGACCAGUCAUUUGUUGCUCAAAGUGAUAACAGCAUCAGAGAAGGUGAUUCGGUUGCAAUUAGUGCACGUAACGCUUUCAAGAUGGAUGUUUAUAGUUUUGGAGUGAUUCUUCUUGAAUUGCUCACAGGUAAGCCUAUUCAGGCUAGUGGAUAUGAUUUGGCUAGGUGGGUAAAUUCAGUGGUUAGAGAGGAAUGGACUGGUGAAGUUUUCGACAUGUCCCUUAUUAGAGAUGGUGCAAAUGAAGAAAGAAUGAUCAAUCUGUUGCAAGUAGCUCUCAAAUGCAUAAAUCCAUCAACAGAUGCAACGCUAAACAUGAAGGAAGUUGCUUUAAUCAUCAAUUCUAUUAAGGAAGAUGAAGAGAAAUCCAUGUCCAUAUUCAGCAGUGAGGUCUAAUUUAUAUGCAGACACAUGCUCCAACCGAAAGGCCUGGAUACAAAAAAUUUCUGUAUUUAUAUUCUUCUUGUUUGGAGAAAUCUCUAUCAUAUGAUUUGGCUACACAGCUUCACAUGGGCUGGUAUAUUUUUAAGACUUAAGAUCAAAGUUUUUUUUUUACGAGAUCUUUCUUAUGUUUAUUCAGGAUAAC